Molecule: messenger RNA, 846 nt
Organism: Acaulospora colombiana
Lineage: Eukaryota; Fungi; Glomeromycota; Glomeromycetes; Diversisporales; Acaulosporaceae
Source: the annotation of a GenBank genome assembly
AAUAAAGCUGAUGGAAAUUUAGUGGAUCUGUCUGUUCCACCUACAAGUGGAGGCAGCAGUGGGCCAUUUGGACGCAUGACCUCUCCCUUCGAUACCACCAAUGCUGACAUCAGACUUUCAACCGAUAGAAUGACGUCUCCUUUCGAUACCUCUGUCCUCAAACGGAACAAUAGCAACGGAACAAGGCCGAAGCCUGUCCGUACCGAGUCUGAUGCUUCAAUGAAGAUGAAAGCUCGCGCUGCUCAACUCUCAUCCCAGCUAGAAAAUAACGUCUCUGCUUUAUCCAAGAUGAACAUAUUCAACGUAUCCCCAUUACCUUCACCUGGGGCUGCCAUGAAGUCCCCCAAACGAGAGGAAGAUGACUUCCACUUACCGGUCUACAAUUCCCCACCGAGGACCGACCCUAAUCUUCCUUAUCACCUACAAGAGGUACAUGUCGAUUUGGAUAAGACGAAUGUGGAGCUUCCUUCCCCCAAAGCCGUACGGAUUCAACCCGCUCUCUUACGGAAGUCUAGUCGCAAGAACGACUCGGAUUCGGAAGAAGAGUUACCCAAGCACAAAAGAGCUCCUUCACAGCGAUUCAAGGCUGCUCUCAAGGAACCGCUUGCACCCGAGGGUGUCGGAAGAGCUAUUGUGCGCUUUGAUUUCGAUGCAGUAGAAUCUGAUGACCUUACCAUGCGCAAAGGAGAGAUUGUUACGAUACUGGAGAAGAGUGCCAGUGUAGACGAUUGGUGGAAGGGCAAGAUAGGGGAUCGAGUCGGUAACUUCCCGGCCAACUUUGUUGAGGUCGUAGGAAGUGGAAAUAAUGCCAAUGCGGGGAUGCCCUCUCUCGAUCCCUUUGACUAG